Messenger RNA from Lampris incognitus (smalleye Pacific opah), 4236 nucleotides. Its product is annotated as signal-induced proliferation-associated 1-like protein 2. Gene Ontology annotation, biological process: regulation of small GTPase mediated signal transduction; epithelial cell morphogenesis; establishment of epithelial cell polarity. The coding region runs from base 445 to 4236 and encodes 1263 amino acids. Lineage: Eukaryota; Metazoa; Chordata; Actinopteri; Lampriformes; Lampridae. Gene Ontology annotation, molecular function: GTPase activator activity. The record is from RefSeq and is a predicted model, not a curated record. Gene Ontology annotation, cellular component: cytoplasm; plasma membrane; Golgi apparatus. The transcript has 17 exons.
AGCAAACUGACGUCAAUUGGUAACAGACAGGGGAACCGUGGACGAGGGGAGAGACGAACACGGUGUGCUCUGCAGACAAUAUCCACUUUGUCAGUGAGUUAACCUGAACAAAAAACCCCCCCAAAAAACGGAAGUUGAUAAGAUGUAUGUAAAGAUGGGUUCUAAGGAUGGAUGUUUUCGUUGCUGCAUUCAUCUGAAGUUUCCUUUGCUUUAGGUAGCCAGUGGAAAGAGCAGAGAAGAAGCUGUAAGGCCCUGAGGAGUCGCCACUGAUGGAGAACAUGUCGGAAAGGUCGAUACAGACAGAGCCUCUCUCGCGCAGAGGACAGGAGGCAGGACUCCGGUGAUGGUCACGCUCCCCUCGCCUUCACGCCAAAGGAAGGAGCGCCUUACAACCGAAAUACCACCGAAAGCACAACAAGGGGUGGACCGAACUUCUAAGGCACCAUGCAAUCUGACGACCUCUUCAUCCGUAAAUUUCGCCGUCAGAGUGUCCGGCCGCCCAUCGCUGCUGUCAACUUUGACUCCAAACGGGACGCAGGUCUCGUGGAGUGGCCCCCCAGGAGGGACAGUGAGAGGACUGAUGGUGAGGGUCUUACUCCUAGCCGCGUGGGGCUGAACCUGCGGUCGGUGGGCCGGGGCCACAUUAUGCAGAGAAGCAACAGCGAUGUGACUUUAGGUGACUUGGAUUCCUCCGGAAAGGCAGGAGGAAAAGCAGCCCGGACAGUUGGUGAGAAGGCCGGUGCAGGGGCUCAGGGGGACUCGGGGGUGCUGCUACACAGGGAAUAUGGAAGUCUGUCCUCGCUGGAGAGGCAGACUCAAGCACAGGAGCCAAACACGGAUGACCAGGGAGCCCUGAGUCCCAAUGCACUCCGCUUCAAAGACCCGUUCCUGCUUUUAGGCCUCCAGUGUAAUCCCCCUGAACCAGAUGGAUUCUUCCGAGGUCUGUGUGCUUCCACAGGGGACUCCCCAAAGCCUGCCAAACCUCCGAAGCCCGAGGGUCUUAGCAAGAAGCCAAAACCUGCGCCACCUCAGAUUCCCCAACCGGGUCCUUAUGACAACUUAGGGGGCGGAGCCUGGGUGAGGAACUUCGCCCACUAUGAUGUUCAGAGCAUCCUGUUUGACCUGACCGAGGCGGCCACAAACAGAGACAGCAUUGGACGAAAAAAGAAUAUCACUUCGGGGGCUUCAGCUGCAUCUCAGCUGCGUCCCCUCUCGCAGGUCCAGCCAUCCUCACCUGCCCAGGGAGGGACCGGCAAUGGGGGGAACACAGAUGACCCAGAGCAGUCAAUGCUGCUGGACGAAGGUGAUGGCAAUGAUAAUGAGCUCUUGCUCAGCUGUCCCCACUUCCGUAAUGAGAUGGGGGGAGAGGAGCGGGUGGGUCUCGGUGGAUCUCAUGGCAGACGGGGCCUCUGGUUGAGCCUGCGCAGCCCCAACGAUGCGGUGUCGGUGCUGGAGGAGCCCAGGGAGAGUCAUGUCCAACAGCAGGGCAAGAGCAACUACUUUAUAGAGCAUGCGGACCUGGGAGCCCACUACUAUCGCAAAUACUUCUACAUGAAAGAGCAUCAGAAUUUCUUUGGCAUGGAUGAUCGUCUCGGUCCAGUGGCUAUCAGUUUUCGUAGAGAGGAAAAAGAGGGGUCCAGUGGUGCUCAGUAUAAUUACAGAAUCAUAUUCCGUACCACCGAGUUAAAGACACUGCGAGGGUCCAUCUUGGAGGAGUCAGUGCCCUCCGCGGCCCGACACACAACCCCUCGGGGCUUGUCACCAAAGAGGCUGCUGGAGUUCAUCAUCCCGGAGCUCAACCUGCACUGCUUGCGCCUUGCAUCCAACUCGCCCAAAGUGCGAGACACCUUGCUGAAGCUGGACGAGCAGGGGCUGAAUUUCCAGCGCAAGGUAGGCGUGAUGUACUGCCGGGCUGGACAGAGCUCCGAGGAGGACAUGUACAACAACGAGAGCUCCGGGCCAGCGUUCGAAGAGUUUCUGGAUCUGCUCGGGGCGCGAGUGAGGCUGAAGGGUUGGGAGAAAUAUCGAGCUCAGCUGGACAACAAGACGGACUCAACGGGGACCCACUCCCUCUACACACGCUACCAGGACUAUGAGAUUAUGUUUCAUGUGUCCACCAUGCUGCCAUAUACAGCCAACAACACUCAACAGUUGCUGAGGAAGAGACACAUUGGGAAUGACAUAGUGACUAUAGUAUUCCAGGAGCCGGGUGCAUUGCCCUUUACUCCAAAGUCUAUCCGCUCCCAUUUCCAACAUGUCUUCAUCAUCGUCCAAGUUCACGAGCCCUGCACUGACAACACCUAUUACAGGGUGGCUGUGACGCGCUCGAAAGACAUCCCAUUAUUUGGCCCGCUGUUCCCCAAGGGUGCCCGAUUCCCCCGCUCACCCGCCUUCAGAGACUUCCUGCUGGCCAAAGCGGUGAACGCCGAGAACGCCGCCGAGAAGUCGGAGAAGUUCCGCUCCAUGGCCACUCGCACACGGCAGGAGUACUUGAAAGACUUGGCUGAAAACUAUGUGACCACCACACCCAUUGACUCCUCCACCAAGUUCCCGCUGCUUUCUCUGGGAGGAAAGCGCAAAGACAAGCUGAAGGGGGCCAAAGGAGCUGAGCUGCACAGUGCCGGAGCUCUGGUUUGGGCUGUGAUGGUCAACGGCGGGGACGAGGGGGGCUUAGGAGAACUGAAACUCCCUUGUCUCCUGGGAGUCUCCGCAGAAUCAGUGGUUCUCAUCGAAAGAUAUACACGAAGGGUGGUGUUCAACUGCUCUUGCCGCGACGUCAUUGGCUGGAAGGCAGUGACAGAGGCCAAGGAGGGCGGGCCUUGCUUGGACAUUUUCUAUGAGCGUGGGGAGUCAGUGUCAAUCAGUGUGAUGGACACCCAGGCAGAGGACAUACGAGAGGUUGUGCAGAGACUGGAGCUGGUGACGCGGGGCUGUGAGGCGCUGGAGGUCACCCCGCUGCGUGAUGGAGUGGGCCAGCCAGGGUUUCUCAUGAGUGAGGAGGGCUUCGUAACUGAGCUGCAGCGUUUCUGCUACGCCGAGAGCGGGGGUCUGCAGCUUUGGGCCCGUGUGGUGCGGCUGUGCGGACACUCCCUGGUUCACCUCAACCAAGAGGAGAGAACAAGGCUUCUCCGCACAGCCCACAAGAUCCACAUCACCGUCAUCCCACCAGACGAGAACGGCAAGCCUCGCAGAAGUUUCUCUGAGCUGUACCAGAAAGCCAUCAAGGAUGCGGAGUGCAAACCAGGCGAGGGCCAGUCCGGAGAGGCCUGGGUCCUGGAUGAGAAGGAAGAGGAGGAGAUGAUGAAAGAAGAGCAGGAGCAGGGUGGCGUGGACGAGGCUGACGUAACGGAGGUCCAGGCGGAGCAUGAGAAGGGCGAGGAAGGUGAAGACCAGUCGUGUGAAAAGGGGCCCGAAACUGAGAGGGGCCAGAGCUCCCUCCUCUCUUCACCCAAUCUACCUUUGUUACGGGCCACGUCUUUGCAGGACCCUCCACCCAGCCAGACCCCGGAGUGCAACCCCUCCCAGCUAACACGCAGCUGCUCCUUGGAGAGGCAGCCCCAUUUCAGGGAGACAUGUGAUGAGCAUGUGUAUGAAAAUGCAGGGGUGAACGUUGACCGCCACAUCUAUGAGAACCCCGGAGAGCUGAGAGACGCCACGCCUGAUCUCAUCCUGGCCGUCAAACCCAAGGUGCCCCUCGAGGACGAGCAGUUCUCGGCGGCCGAGUAUGGCGAAGAGAAAGCUUCGGCGAGCGAUUCCUCUUUGUCGUCUUCUCGCUUGUCAUGUCUAGACAGGGCGGAAAGAAAUUCCCGAGCUCUUAGCCUUCAUGAUUCUAUCACUAAGAUUCUCUCAGAGACCACAGAUUCUUCUGAGGAGGAGUGGCAGUCCAUCGCUGACCUAGCUACAGCUUGCCGCAGUAUACUAGAAGCAUUGUCACGAGAGGACCGCAAAGCUGGAGACGCUUCCCAAGCAGGGGGUGACCAGACGGACGGCAAGCCUAAGGAAGCAAAAGACAGUGACUCCCCAGGCCACCUGGAGGAGAAGGUGUCCCAGCUGGAGGCCAUGCUCAAGAGGCUGCAGGAUGACCUGCAAAAGGAAAAGGAGGACAAGGCCGUGCUGCAGGCCGAGGUGCAGAGCCUCAGGCAGAACAACCAGCGGCUACAGGAAGAGUCCCAGAGCACCGUCGCUCACCUUAUCAAAGUCACUGAGCUACUGUGCAAUGUCAAUAAGCCCUGCUAG